AUGGCUUCAACAGGGAUGGGUUUCUCGAUGGUCCUAGUGACCUUGUUCUCAUUUUGGGCAACCACCAGCCGGGCUCAAUCGGAUUGCACCAAUGUGAUAAUCUCCCUUGCCCCUUGCCUCACUUAUGUGAGCGGCAGCUCCUCCACCCCAUCCCCGUCCUGCUGCUCACAGCUUGCCAGCGUCGUCAAGUCGAACCCCCAGUGCCUUUGCACCGUGCUGAACGGAGGCAGCUCGAACUUUGGUGUUUCAAUCAAUGAGACGCUCGCUCUAGCCCUCCCUGGUGCUUGCAAUGUGGAAACUCCACCUGUUAGCCGAUGUAAUGCUGUUGCUGACGGGCCUGUGAUGUCUCCUUUUGGCUCUCCAGAGGGUUCUCCGGCAGCUUCACCAAGUGAUACUACAGCAGGAACUGGCUCGAAAAUGGUUCCAUCAACUAGUGUGAGUGCUGCCAUUGCCAAUACUGAGAUCAUAAACACAGCCCAUCAAGUUGCGAUCAUGUUUGCUGUGCUUAUGGCUUCAUAUGCAUUAACAGCAAGCAGUUUCUGA
Messenger RNA from Mangifera indica (mango), 543 nucleotides. RefSeq names its product non-specific lipid transfer protein GPI-anchored 5-like. The record is from RefSeq and is a predicted model, not a curated record. NCBI's taxonomy places the organism in Eukaryota, Viridiplantae, Streptophyta, Magnoliopsida, Sapindales, Anacardiaceae. Gene Ontology annotation, biological process: lipid transport. Bases 1 to 543 code for a protein of 180 amino acids. The transcript has 2 exons. Gene Ontology annotation, molecular function: lipid binding.